Molecule: messenger RNA, 624 nt
Organism: Coccidioides immitis RS
Lineage: Eukaryota; Fungi; Ascomycota; Eurotiomycetes; Onygenales; Onygenaceae
Exons: 3
Coding region: 1-624 (207 amino acids)
Source: RefSeq, a predicted model, not a curated record
AUGGGGACUCAGCAUUGCUGUUUCUCGCCGCUCUUGGCGCGGCCUGGCAAACACACUUAUGGAACCGCCAAGCUGACUAGAGACGCUGCCGGCGUCGAGAGCGCAGGGAAUCAUGGCACAAAGUCGCAGGGCUCCCUUGUCGUCCGUUACCACAGCGGUAUUUUAAACCAGCCGGCUGCAGCAUCCCGCCCUCCUGGUGUGGGCAGCUCCACUCUGAAACAUCCUCCACCACCUCGGCGCUUGCGGAAUAAUAAGGGCAAUAUCGUCACGGCCAGCAGGGUAAAUUUCAACUCCGUGUGCUCCGUACUGGUCCGAUACGGAUGUCUGCCCGGGUUGGUGGGAAUGGCAGGUGAUUCGUUCCCGAGCGGUGGGCAGACGCAUAAGUGUCAAAUGUUGUCGAAGAACCAGGUUGCCGGAAGCUGCGUUGCACAUUCUGAAGCCUUGCCAACGUGGGCGGUAACCAGGCGAAAAUACAGGAAAUACAGCUGGUGCUUCGCUUGCAACCAGCGUAUGAUAAACCUGUCCUGGCUUUUCGUCCUAAACCCGCUUGUAUCGAGUUCCAUGCGGGACUGGCCUAUCGCUGCUGUCCAUUGUCGCCAGUGGGCUGCCCACCGUUACCGCUAG